UGCCGGAAAAAAGAGAGAGGAAAAAAAAGGACGCGAAGAGAACAAAAGAAGCAGAGGCACGAAGAAGACAGACUUGCAAGUUCUGAAGUCUCCAAUUACACUUUCAAUCUCGCUCUCGCUUUCUCCUUCUGAAAUCUUCUGUUUAUGGAAGGAGACAAUCAUCAGAGGUAGCGUUUUCCUAUGCAUCCAAAGCCAUCAAGUCAAGGAGAUGGGUCAAUUACUAAGCCAGUCAGAAGUAGUGAUCGGCUUAGGAGGCGGCCCAAAAUGUAUGGUCGCUCGUACUAUUAUUACUCUCCAACCAUCUUACAUACUAGGAAAAGAAAGACGAAGACAAGAACUGCAGCCUCACAGAUUGCCAAGAUGCUGCAUAAAGGGAACCACCCACGGGCAUCAAAUGCUAGUCCAAUCGCGACCAACCUUCGUCGGUCCACAAGGAAGAGAAGAGUUUCUGUAAAUCUUGAAGAUUACACUGACAGCUCUGGAGCAGAGGAUGAAGACUUAAUGAGGCCAACAUAUCGAACCAUGAGGACUAGGGUCAACAAUGGCAUUGGCCGUGACUUUCCACCUUCAAAAAGUAGAAAGACCAUGAAAACUGAGUAUGCACCACGACGUGAAGGGCUCCGACCUCGCCGUUCAAAGAUAGUUGCUAAUAAACGACUGAAAUUAGAAUCUGCAGCCGAUCAAGAUAGUUCAGAAGAGAAUGAUGGUCAUGAUGAGACAGAGAAUGGGAAUGAGAUAGAUGAGAACGAUGCAGAUGAUGGUGAAAAUGAAGAUGAGGCUAAUGGCGAAGAUGAGGGUGAUGGCGAAGACGAGGGUGAUGGUGAAGAUGAGGGUGGUGAGGAUGAGGGAGAGGGAGAGGAAGAUGGUGAUGAUGAAGAUGGUGAUGAGGAGCAGGAGGGAAAGAAGAGAUAUGAUCUUCGGAACCGUGCUGAUGUACGCAGGAUGUCUGCGGAAGAGGUUAAUAAGCAGCAAGCUAGAUCUCCUCGGAGAGUAUUACAUCAGGGCAUGGGUUCCAGGGUUGGAAGGGAUGUCAGGAGAGGUGGAUCUCGGCUUCACAAGCGCCACCGUUUUACAAGAACAGAUGAUUCAGAUGAUUCCCUUCUUGUGGAUGAGUUGGAUCAGGGGCCUGCUAUUCCCUGGGGACGAGGUGGAAAUAGAUCUGGACCACCUUGGUUAUUUGGAGGAUUGGACAUGUAUGGGGGGUCACCUUCACUGGGAUUGAAUGUCGCAGCUUCUGGUUGGGGUCACCAGAGUGAUGCAUUGGCUACAUUAUCUUCUGGAGUUCAGACGGCUGGGCCAAGCUCUAAGGGAGGCGCAGAUAUUCAGCCAUUGCAGGUUGAUGAGAGUGUAAGUUUUGAUGAAAUUGGAGGACUGUCGGAAUACAUCAAUGCUUUGAAGGAAAUGGUUUUCUUUCCAUUGCUGUAUCCAGAUUUCUUCUCAAGUUACAGCAUCACUCCUCCCAGAGGUGUACUCCUAUGUGGUCCUCCAGGCACUGGGAAAACAUUGAUCGCCCGAGCAUUAGCAUGUGCUGCUUCAAAAGCUGGGCAGAAGGUUAGCUUUUAUAUGCGAAAGGGUGCUGAUGUUCUUAGCAAGUGGGUUGGUGAGGCCGAAAGACAACUUAAGCUACUUUUUGAGGAGGCUCAGCGAAAUCAGCCUUCGAUAAUCUUUUUUGAUGAAAUAGAUGGUCUUGCUCCUGUGAGAUCUAGCAAACAAGAGCAGAUACACAAUUCCAUUGUUUCAACUUUACUGGCAUUGAUGGAUGGUCUGGAUUCUCGUGGUCAAGUUGUUCUCAUUGGAGCGACAAACAGGGUAGACGCAAUAGAUGGAGCCUUGCGCCGCCCUGGCAGAUUUGAUCGAGAGUUCAACUUUCCUUUACCAGGUUUUGAAGCACGUGCUGAAAUAUUGGAUAUCCACUCUCGUAAGUGGAAGCAUCCUCCUUCAACCGAACUGAAGAAAGAACUGGCAGCCACUUGUGUGGGGUAUUGUGGUGCUGAUCUAAAAGCUUUGUGUACUGAAGCUGCCAUUCGUGCUUUCCGGGAGAAAUAUCCCCAAGUUUACACCAGUGAUGAUAAAUAUCUAAUAGAUGUUGAUUCGGUUAAGGUGGAAAAGUGCCACUUUAUAGAGGCAAUGUCGGCUAUUACUCCUGCUGCCCAUAGGGGGGCUGUUGUGCACUCCAGGCCACUCUCUUUGGUGGUGUUGCCGUGUCUACAACGACAUCUCCAGAGAGCCAUGAGUCUUAUAUCUGACAUAUUUCCUUCCUCGGCCGUGUCGUCGGAGUUAAAUAAGUUGUCAAUGCUUUCAUAUGGGUCGGCAAUCCCUCUUGUUUAUCGUCCUCGGCUUCUGCUUCUAGGUGGUGAAGGAGCUGGGCUGGAUCAUCUUGGGCCUGCAAUUCUGCAUGAGCUAGAGAAACUUCCUGUUCAUUCUCUUGGUCUUCCUUCUCUUCUAUCGGAUCCUAGUGCAAAGACGCCAGAGGAAGCGUUGGUACAUAUAUUCGGGGAAGCUAGGAGAACAACACCUUCGAUACUUUACAUGCCAAUGUUCAAUAAUUGGUGGGACAACGCGCAUGAUCAACUUAGGGCUGUCUUCCUGACUUUGUUAGAAGAAUUACCAUCGGAUCUGCCCAUACUUUUGCUUGCUACAUCUUAUGGUGAACUAUCUGAGAUGGAAGAGCAGCCAGUAUUUAACAACCGUUCUAUAUAUUCUGUGGACAAACCAUCAAAGGAAGACAGGUCUUUGUUCUUUGACCGUGUGAUUGAAGCUGCUUUCUCAGUCAUUUCAGAGAACCUCAUUGGCAAACCUGAUGGUCCGGACCAUCCUCCUGAACUUCCCAAGGUGCCAAAAGCACCAAGUGGUCCAAAGCCCUCGGAGAUAAAAGCCAAGGUGGAAGCAGAGCAGCAUGCCCUUCGACGUUUACGGAUGUGUCUCAGGGAUGUUUGCAACCGGAUAUUAUAUGAUAAAAGAUUUACUGCAUUCCACUACCCAGUCUCAGAUGAGGAUGCUCCUAACUAUCACUCUGUAAUUCAAAACCCGAUGGAUAUGGCAACUCUGCUGCAACGUGUCGAUGCCGGUCAAUUAAUCACAUGUUCAGCCUUCUUGCAAGACAUCGAUCUCAUUGUGAACAAUGCAAAGGUAUACAAUGGAGAUGAUUACACCGGGUCAAGGAUUGUCAGUAGAGCUUAUGAGCUCCGAGAUGUGGUACAUGGGAUGGUGUCACAGAUGGAUCCGGCACUGGUAACGUUUUGUGAUAAGAUAGCCGCAGAAGGAGGUCCAUCACAAAUACCGGAUGAUAUGGGAGGAUCUAUCCUUGCUUUAGCUCCUGUUGUGCAGAUGGGUACUGCCAUUAGGGCCAGUGCUCGUCUUCGGAAUGUGCAACCAGAUGUUAAUUUAGAUCAAAGUUACGAAACUCUGAGAAAGCCCAAGAGAAACUCUGAUAAUUCCUAUGCAGUUUCAUCAGCAGAAAAACUGCUGGACCAAGAGUCGGGCCAAGCAGAAACAGUUUGCGAGCCAACGACGGUCAAUUCAUCAGCCCCUCCUUCGGCUGACGGCGUUGAACUCGGGGCCGACCCGAGAGAAGGGGAAGAAGCUUCUGAAGAUGGCAAAAUUUCGACGCAAAUGGAGAAUGUGAAGGCACUUUUGUUAGAGCGUAGCGAAAACUACGGAAUUCCGCAGCUGGAGAGGCUCUACACAAGAAUCAUGAAGGGUGUUUUGGAGAUAAAGGACAAAGGGUUUGGUCGUGAUGAUGAUCCCAAGUAUUCAAUUUUGAGAUUUUUGUCGGAAUUUGCUCAGAAUCUGGCAAAUUUCUGAAUCUUUUUAACUCGUAACAACAGAAGGAUUAUUAGGUUUGUUUUUGAAGAACAAAAGAAAGGAGCGACGGAGUUUUACGGAUUCGUUUUGAUUAAAAAACACUAAACCCUAAAAUUAUCAAUGCACACAAUGGGAAAUCAUUGGUUAA
Tarenaya hassleriana is the source of this 3952-nucleotide messenger RNA. Its product is annotated as ATPase family AAA domain-containing protein At1g05910. Lineage: Eukaryota; Viridiplantae; Streptophyta; Magnoliopsida; Brassicales; Cleomaceae. The record is from RefSeq and is a predicted model, not a curated record. Gene Ontology annotation, biological process: positive regulation of transcription by RNA polymerase II. Gene Ontology annotation, molecular function: chromatin binding; ATP hydrolysis activity; histone binding. The coding region runs from base 181 to 3804 and encodes 1207 amino acids. The transcript has 12 exons. Gene Ontology annotation, cellular component: nucleus.